AUGGAAUUAUCAAAAAUGAAUUCUAAAGAAAAUAAAAGAAAUUUAUGGAAACAAUUUGUUGAUCAUGAUAAAUAUCAGAAACAUGUUACUAUUGGUUCAACUACUGAAUCAGCAGAAGGGAUAGAUGAUAAAAUAAUUUAUAUGGAGGAUUUAGAAAAAAGAAAACAAGUAUAUGGAAUAUGUGGAGAAUGUAAUGAACCUGGCACAGGAAAAAAAUGGUGUCAACCUUGUAAUGCUAAAAGAUCUAAGGAUAACUUUAAAAAUUGGACUAGUGGAAAUAAAGAUAUUGAUGAAUUUAUACAUCAAUCACAACUUAAUACUGUUUACUAUAAAAAAUAUCUUGAAUGGAUACCUUUUGAAAAUUUUAAAGAUAUUACUUAUAUUACCAGAGGAGGAUUUGGUAAAAUUCAUUCAGCUGAAUGGUCUGAAGGAUAUAUUGUAUAUUGGGAUAUUGAAAAUCAAAAAUGGAAAAGGGUUAGUAAUACGGAAGUUGCAUUAAAAAGUUUGGAUGAUUCAUCUUGUAUAAGUACAGAAUUUUUAAAUGAGAUUAAAACUCAUCUUCAGAUUUAUCUUAUUGAUGUUAUUCAAUGUUAUGGAAUAACUCAAGAUCCAAAUACCAAAGAUUAUAUGAUGGUUUUAGAAUAUUGUGAAAAGGGAAAUUUGAGAAAUUUUUAUAUGAAUAAUAAAUCAAAUUAUUCUUCAAAAAUUGUUGCAUUAAAGCGAAUUGCAAGUGGACUUCUAGAUAUUCAUAAUGCUGGAAAAAUUCAUAAAGAUUUUCAUUCAGGCAAUAUAUUAUACAAAGUUUUUCCAUAUAUAAGUGAUUUAGGAAUGUGUCAACCAGCAAAUAAUGAAAAGCAAUCAAUUAAACAAGAAGGGAUUUAUGGAGUAUUACCUUAUAUGGCACCAGAAGUUUUACGUGGAUAUCAAUAUACAAAAGCAUCUGAUAUUUAUUCAUUUGGAAUAAUGAUGAAUGAAUAUAUAUCUGAAGAAACUCCUUAUAGUAAUAUUCCUCAUGAUCAUGCUUUAUCUAUUAAAAUAUGUAAAGGACUUAGACCAAAUAUUUUUAAAUAUACACCAAAAUUACUUGCAGAUUUUAUUAAUAAAUGUUGGGAUGCUAAAGCAGAAAAUAGACCAACUGCUAAAGAAUUGUAUCAAACACUAAAUAAAUUGCAUGAUUAUGAGUAUGAAGAUAGUGAUACCAAAUCUCAAGUAGAUGAAUAUGAUGAUAAAAUCAAUUUAAACAGAACAAGUGAAAAAAGAUCCAACAACAUUCAAACGCAUCCGCAAGCAAUCUAUACUAGUAGACUUUUAAGUUUUAAAAAUCUUCCAGAACCAGUGAAUUUAGGUUCAGAAUGUUUUGAUUGUCAAUUAGACGAAUUAGAUCUUAAUCAAGAUGAAGAAAAUAAUAUUGAAUGA
Molecule: messenger RNA, 1416 nt
Organism: Rhizophagus irregularis DAOM 181602=DAOM 197198
Lineage: Eukaryota; Fungi; Glomeromycota; Glomeromycetes; Glomerales; Glomeraceae
Source: RefSeq, a predicted model, not a curated record